GUGUUCCUCUCGAUCACCCCGGAAAGAUGGAGGAGAAAGAGGACUCGGAAACCACAAUCCGAAGUAAUGUGAGUUUGGAGGGCUGCUGAAGUCGCGGUUUAUCUUGAUCCGUGGUUAUUUCUAAGCUUCAGGGCAAGGCAGGGCAGAGAAAUUACAAAUAAUUUCUGAAGAAAUUAGAGCUCUCGCUCCGGUGUAUUUUUUGUUUUUUUAAAAAAAUUGCACUGCCUAGAUAAGUUUUAGGAAUCUCCUAAUAACUCAGCAGGAUUGACCCUGGUUUGUUUGUGGAUGAGACGCCACCAGGAGAUGCCUGGGGUGCAGACUAACUUGGGGGAAAUAAUUAGCUUUUCCUAACCAAAAAAGCAGGGGCAGAAGAUCAGACUCGUUCCCAUCCAAGCCAGAAAUUGUAGGGCUAAAAUGAGAGGGGAGGUCUAAGAUGUGUUGUGUUGGUUUUUGUCCUUUUCACUCAAGGAAUUGUGUUGUUGUUUUCCUCCCCCUCCCCUCUCAUAGAAACUGACCCGCCCACUCAUUUUGUCAAUAAUGGGUGCCAAUUUGGGGUUUUUCCAGUAUGGAUACGCGUUCUCUCUGAUCACCAAUCCUGCUGUGAUAAAGAUGCAGUUGCUGAAUCUUCAGUACGAAGGGAUCGAUACAGGCUCCGUGCAUUUUGAGUUCUUAAUAUUACUCAGCGUUUUCGUCCCCUUGGGAGGCAUUUUUGGGGUGUAUGUUUGGAGCUGUCUGGCAGAUAGAUAUGGCAGGAAAUGUGCCGUGUUAAUUAUUAACGGGCUUUCUAUUUUUUCGUCUGCUAUCCUCUGUUUCGAUAACAUAGUCAUGCAAUUUGAAUAUAGCCUGUUUGCUCGGUUUUUGGCAGGAAUGACGUCAGGGGCGUUUAGUUUCUCCGUCCCUCUCUAUGUCCUUGAGAUCUCUUCCUUGAAUCUCAGGGGAGCCUUGGUGACGACUUUGGUCCUCUUCUUCAGCUGGGGAUACAUACUGGUCCAAAUCUUAAUCAGCCCCCAGAUCUGGGGAAGCGAAGAAGAUUUUUCAUUAUUGGCUGGCGUUGCUGCCAUAUUUGCUGUAAUUAGUAUUAUAUUGUUGGCUCUUUCUCCGGAAAGCCCGAGGUUUCUGCACAUACAGAGGAAUGACAAAGAGAAAGCAAGACAAGUCUUGAAGAUGCUGAGAGGGGUAGAAGAUGUAGAGGAGGAAAUGGAAGAACUUUAUCAGGAACACCUUGCCGAAAGCAGCCAGAAGAAUAUGACCGUGUGGAAACUUCUUCGCUUCCGCAGCCUCCGGUGGCAGCUCAUCACCGUCGUGGUCUUAGUCUCCGGAAGUCGAUUUGUGCAAACAAACGCGGUUUUAAUUUUCGUCCAGCAGACCUAUAAAGUUUUAGGACUGUCCCACAAAGCUAUGAAGCUCCUUCCACUAGUAGGAAGCGUGGUCAUCCAGCUGAUGCUUCUGACAACCAUCUGCACCGUCGAGUCCUUGGGGCGGAGGUUUCUCCUGUUGAGCGGCUUCUUGAUUUGUUGCAUCUCAAAUAUUGCCCUCGUCUUCACUUUUCAGGUUGAAGAGCCCUCACUGGCCUUCAUUAGCAUUGUUUUGAUUAUCCUCUUCUUCAUGGGCUACGUAACGGGACCAGCUGGCAUUCUUCCUUUGAUUAUUGGUGAAUUGUUCCUCCAGUCAUCCCGAGCAUCGGCAUGUGUGAUUGCAGGAUUUGUCAGCUGGGGAAUCAAAUUUAUCUCAGCCAUUCUGUUUGUUCUGACGAAGAAACUGACCCGCCCACUCGUUUUGUCAAUAUUGGGUGCCAGUUUGGGGUUCUUCCAGUAUGGAUACACGUUCUUUCUGAUCACCAAUCCCGCUGUGAUAAAGAUGCAGUUGGUGAAUCUUCAGAACGAAGGGAUCGAUACAGGCUCCGUGCAUUUUGAGUUCUUUAUAUUAUUCAGCAUUUUCGUCCCCUUCGGAGGCCUUUUUGGGGUGUAUGUUUGGAGCUGUCUGGCAGAUAGAUAUGGCAGGAAAUGCGCCCUAUUAAUUAGUAAUGCAAUGAAUGUUUUUUUGGCUGCCAUCCUUUGUUUUGAUAAAAUAUUCCAGAGCGUUGAAUUCAGCCUGUUUGCCCGUUUUUUGGCAGGAAUGGAAUUAGGUAUGUUUAGUUUCUCCGUCCCUCUCUACAUCCUUGAGAUCUCUUCCUUGAAUCUCAGAGGCGCCUUGCUGACAACUUUGGUCUUCUUCUUCAGCUGGGGAUACAUACUGGUCCAAAUCUUAAUUAACCCCCAGAUCUGGGGAAACGAAGAAAAUUAUUCAUUAUUAGUGGGCGUUAUUGCCAUAUUUGCUAUACUUAGUAGUAUAUUUUUGUUGCCUUCUCCGGAAAGCCCGAGGUUCCUGUACAUGCAGAGGAAUGACAAAGAGAAAGCAAGACAAGUCUUGAAGAUGCUGAGAGGGGAAGAAGAUGUAGAGGAGGAGAUGGAAGAACUUUAUCAGGAACACCUUGCCGAAAGCAGCCAGAAGAACAUGACCGUGUGGAAACUUCUUCACUUCCGCAGCCUCCGGUGGCAUCUCAUUACCGUCGUGGUCUUAGUCUCCGGAACUGGAUUUGUGCAAAUAAACAUGAUUUUAAUUUUCGCCCAGCAGACCUAUAAAGUUUUAGGACUGUCCGCCAAAGAUAUAAACCUCCUUUCCUUAGUAGGAAGCUUGAUCAUCGAGCUGACGCUUCUGACAACCAUCUGCACCAUUGAGUCCUUGGGGCGGAGGUUUCUCCUGUUGAGUGGCUUCUUGAUUUGUACCAUCUCAAAUAUUGCUCUAGUCUUCGCUUUUCAGGUCUACAGCUCCUCACUGAUCUUCACCAGCAUUGUUUUGAUCCUCUUCUUUAUGGGCUACGUAACCGGACUAGCUUCCGUUCUUCCUUUGAUUAUCGGUGAAUUGUUCCUCCAGUCGUCCCGAGUGUCAGCGUGUGUGAUUGCAGGGUUCGUCAGCUGGGGAGCCAAUUUUAUCUCAGCCCUGCUCUUUCUUCUGACCAAGUCCCACCUGGGAUCCUACUACUUGCUCCUUUACUGGCCUUUUAUGAUCCUCACCUCUAUUUACAUUUUCUGGGUAGUCCCGGAAACCAGAGGAAAGACAUUUCAAGAAAUCCAGGAGAGCAUGGCGGUCUACACCUCCAAAGAUUCCGCAAAAAUAACGGCUGAAUAGAAAUGGGAAAUCUCUUUCUUCCCUCUGUCUUCAAAAUUGAUCUGGAAUUUUUAAAAAAACGAAGUAAAUAAGACGUUUUCUGCAA
This is a messenger RNA of Crotalus tigris (Tiger rattlesnake), 3253 nucleotides long. RefSeq names its product solute carrier family 2, facilitated glucose transporter member 5-like. Gene Ontology annotation, molecular function: hexose transmembrane transporter activity. Gene Ontology annotation, biological process: monosaccharide transmembrane transport. The record is from RefSeq and is a predicted model, not a curated record. NCBI's taxonomy places the organism in Eukaryota, Metazoa, Chordata, Lepidosauria, Squamata, Viperidae. Gene Ontology annotation, cellular component: membrane. Bases 538 to 3168 code for a protein of 876 amino acids. The transcript is spliced from 21 exons.